CUUUCUCACCUUCUUAAAUUGCUUAUCUGUCAAUCAUCAUUUCCCAAUUGUGUUUGUUACUUCAUUGCUGGCAAUUUUUUCCCACAAAGUUUUGAUUUUUACUUUUUUUUUUUUGUAUUUUUGGGUCUGUGUAUGAAAAAAAUGGAGUUUUUUUGUUUUGUUUAUGCAAAAAGCAAAGAUCUAACGGCUGUAAAAGACCGGUGCUAGAUUUAAAUUAUGGAGAUGCGUUUUGCAGUUUUAAAAAAUCAUAAAUAAAACUAAAUUUCUCUGUCGUCGUGGUCACUCUGAAACUAACACACCACCGAAGAGCCUCCUCACUGCUCUAGACUCUUAAAAGAGAUUUGCAAUUGGAAUAUCUUCAACAGAUUCAGUCACGGUAGUGUGGAUUUGUGAUCAGGUUCAUUUACUGGCAAGGUGCUGUGAAAUUUUUGGUUCUAGACAUCAUGGGAAAGCCUGUAAGGUGGUUAAAAAGUGUGCUACUUGGAAAGAAACCAUCUAAAUCUAGUGGUAUUAAAGAGAAAGAGAGAACUGUGAAUGCAAAAGAGGUUGUGGUUAUUUCAAAGGUUGAAGAAUCCGAUGUUGUUUCGGAUCUUCCACCCAUUGGAAAUGCAGCAGUUUAUACCAGUGGUAUGGUAGAGACACAGAACCUAGAACAUGAAGAUGUUUCAGCCAACGAGAUACAAGUUUCUGAGGUCCAACCAACAUAUUCUGUAGAUGCUGCUUCUGUUCCUGAUGAUUCGCCAUCCGAAUCAGAGAAAGUUCAACAAGAAAUUGCAGCAGUUACCGUGCAGGCUGCGUAUAGAGGCUACUUGGCUCGACGUGCUUUCAGGAUCUUAAAAGGUAUAAUAAGGCUACAAGCAGUUUUCCGUGGUCACAUGGUUAGGAGGCAAGCUGUUUCGACCCUUUGCUGUGUUAUGGGAAUUGUCAGAUUGCAAGCACUUGCUCGAGGAAGAGAGAUCAGACAUUCCGACAUUGGAGUUGAAGUUCAUAGGAAAUGCCGGUUGCAUCAUCACCCACUAGAAAAUAAACUCACCGACUCAGUUGUUGAUACACAUGCUUACCUAGGAAUCAAGAAGCUAACAGCAAAUGCUUUUGCUCAGAAGCUUCUAGCUUCAUCGCCAAACGUGAUGCCAUUGUCCCUUGACAAUGAUUCUUCCAAUUUAAUCUGGUUAGAGAACUGGUCAGCUUCUUGCUUCUGGAAACCAGUUCCUCAGCCAAAGAUAGCCUCAGUCAGAAAAACUCAAAAGAAGUUGGGGAGUAACUCUCACUCUCAGGUAGUCGAGGCUGAGUUUGCUAGACCAAAGAAAAGUGUUCGCAAAGUCCCUACUUCAAAUCUCGACAAUCCCUCAGUGGCACAGACAUCACUCGAGUUUGAAAAACCCAAACGCAGCUUCCGCAAAGUUUCAGCAAGUCAAUCUGUAGAGCCACUACCAGACAUGGAAAAUCCUCAAGUUGAUCUAGAAAAAGUGAAACGUGGCUUGAGGAAAGUACAUAAUCCCAUAGUUGAGAACUCUAUCCAACCUCAACAGGUUCCACAGUUUGCAGUUGAAAAGCCAAAUCCGGGUUUAGAAGAAGAAUUUGUGAAUGGCUUUGAUAAAGAGAAAGAAGAUGAAAUGUCUGAGACAGUGGUGGAACAACCUGUGGAUUUAAUGCAAACUCAUGGACCAUUGAGAGCCAGUGAAGCACUUGAUUCCACAUUAGUCAACCAAAUCGAAGAGAGCGAAGAAAAUGUAAUGAUGGCUGAGGAAAAGGAGUAUGUGAAAGAAGAGAGAACUCCUAAACAAAACUAUAAGGAGAAUUCAGCAAGGAAGGAGAAUCAGAAAUCCGGGAAAAAGGGUCCUCUGGUUACAGCUACUCAAACCGCCGAGUGUCAAGAGAGUAGUUAUGGAAAUCAGACUAGUAGCCCGGGACUACCAAGCUAUAUGCAAGCGACUAAAUCUGCUAAAGCAAAGCUGAGGCUACAAGGCUCUUCUUCACCUAAGGAACUAGGGACUACUGAGAAAGCCAGUAGACGUUACUCUUUACCAUCUUCAGGUAAUAGUGCAAGAGUCACUUCUCAUUCUCCUAAAACAAGAGUCUCAAACUCAGGUGGCAAAACCGGGAAUAAGACUGAGAAACCUCUUCUUUCGUCCCGAGAAGGGAACGGGAAGAAAACUCCGGUAGAGUGGAAGAGAUGGUAAACAAAAAAGCUGAGGCCUUUGAUGUUUCUAAAUUACAAUAUAUUACCAUCUAUCUAUAUAUAUAGUUAGUGUAUUUGUCUUUGUCUGUCUUUGUGUUUGUGUCAUGAGUUGAGAGAAUGUACAUCAUAGGGUUCGUUUUUUUUUGGGUGGGAUCUUCAUUUUCUGUUUUAAUCCUACAUUUUACUUCUAUUACCUUUAAAAUUUUUAAUAAUUUUUAUGGGA
Camelina sativa (false flax) is the source of this 2402-nucleotide messenger RNA. RefSeq names its product protein IQ-DOMAIN 30-like. Lineage: Eukaryota; Viridiplantae; Streptophyta; Magnoliopsida; Brassicales; Brassicaceae. Gene Ontology annotation, molecular function: protein binding. The record is from RefSeq and is a predicted model, not a curated record.